Messenger RNA from Arachis stenosperma, 1122 nucleotides. RefSeq names its product guanine nucleotide-binding protein subunit gamma 2. The transcript is spliced from 4 exons. Gene Ontology annotation, biological process: G protein-coupled receptor signaling pathway. Lineage: Eukaryota; Viridiplantae; Streptophyta; Magnoliopsida; Fabales; Fabaceae. The coding region runs from base 524 to 841 and encodes 105 amino acids. The record is from RefSeq and is a predicted model, not a curated record.
UUUUUUUCUUUUUUAAUUUUUUUUAUCACCCCAUAAAAAAUCAAAACCAAAUUCCAUUCCCAAUGUGAAAACACUUCCAAAAGCUUGAGCCUUUGAAUCAUCCAACACACACCAACACCACAAAGCUGAAACCUUUUCUUCGUUUGCUCUUAUUCAUAUUCUUAUUCUUAUUCUUCUUCUCUCCUUCUAUUCCUACUCUUCGUCACCAACAAAACACAUCUCUGACCUGUCUCAAUCCGUGUCUUCAAAGUACAAACCUUAGUUAGAUCCACUUGGGUCUUUAUUGCAGAGGCUUCUUAAUGGCCAACUCUUGAUUAUUCAUGGGGUCGAUCAAUGAUUUCUGUGUCAUCCUUGUUCUCGUCAAAGAUGGAGCCUUUGCAUUCAAAUAUCCCUUCUUUUGAAUCAUAGGCUUUGUGAACUUUUCUGUGUGGGUGGGUGGAAGCUAGGGAUCUUUCAUUUCUCAUUUCUUUUUCUUCUGUUUUUAUUCAAUUGCCACCAUUUUUAUAUUUUUAAGCCUCGGAAAAUGCAAUCCAGUGGGCCUGAAUCAGCAAGCCCCAUCACAAACCGGGUUCAGUCCUUGUCUUCUGCUGAGACAAGAGGGAAGCAUAGGGUACAUGCAGAAGUGAAGAGGUUGGAACAAGAAGCAAGGUUCUUAGAGGAAGAGCUGGAACAACUUGAAAGGAUGGAUAAAGCAUCUGCACCAUGCAAAGAAACACUCAGUAAUGUGGAAACAAGACCCGAUCCGUUACUACCAACAACUAUUGGCCCCCUAAAUCCUUCAUGGGAUCGAUGGUUUGAAGGCCCUCAAGAAUCUAAAGGCUGCAGGUGCUGGAUUCUCUGAUGAUCAAUGGAUACCUGCUAUAUUUCAUUGACCAAGACCUCACCAAACACAUUCUACAGUUUUACCCUUUCUUUUCUUUUUUCCUAUUUUCUUUUUCACCCACCUUCUUUGAUCCAGGAUUGAGCAGAGAAUUUGAGAGUUUUGAAACAGUAUUGUUAUUGGCAAAUUUUAAUGGAAUGCUUCCUUGUGCAGAUGACAAUUUAUAGUAUAAACAUAGCUAUAUGUGCUUCAGAUCAUAAUUACCAAUACCUUGUUAAUGAUUAUUUGAGAUUUUUUCUUUC